Physella acuta is the source of this 662-nucleotide messenger RNA. RefSeq lists its product as uncharacterized. The record is from RefSeq and is a predicted model, not a curated record. Lineage: Eukaryota; Metazoa; Mollusca; Gastropoda; Physidae.
UUCUCGCUAGCGAUUAAAAACCUAUAGAGUGUAUUUUGAAAAGAAAAAGAAAUGACGCUGUUUGGUGUGCUGGUCCUUGCGACUGUGGUUGCGGUGGCCAAUGGUGCCGUGUCUAUUGCCCAAGGCCCCUGCCCAGAGAAUGUGAAUGUCGGCGACGAAUGGGAUGAGCCGAACUGUGUGUCGUGCAGUUGCUUUGAUGGCUAUUACACUUGCUCAUCCUGUGGUGCGAUGGAAAUUGACUAUGAUAAAGAGAACUGCCGCCUUGAAAUAGAUUUGACUUUACCUCCACCUGACUGCUGCUUCCCAGCAGUCGUCUGCAACACCACCGUUGUCAAGGUGACGGCCGCACCAACCACCAAGGCGCCACACAACUUCCUGAACACCUACACCAAAGCGCCCAAAAACGAACCGUACAAGUUCGUCCUCUUCAAGGACAUCCACAAGAAGGCCGAUACGACAACCAAGAAAGCAACCCCAAAGCCAACCCAGAAAACAACAACAACCCGUAAGGCGACAACCAAGAAACCAGCCCAGCUCCCUAAAAAUUGGUUCGUCAAAGCUUAGUCCCCCUGAUGAGGAUUAUCUCUAAUAAUAAUUUUAAAACAUCUUCUAAGAUGAAUUAUCAGACAAAGUCAAUAAAUUAAUAAAACCCAUAGAGCUAA